UCUAAGUAGGUCCAAGAAAUUUCUGGAUCUUUACCUUCGACCGUCUCAGUCAUCAGUAGAACCGUCUCCUCCGGCAACGGGUACUGACCCUUCCUCCUCGACUUGAACUCUGCGGCGGCUUUGCCCCUCCGUCGCCGGACCUGCGGUACUAUCUCCAUCAUCCGACCGUCCACCUCUCCGAUCCCGAUUCCGCGUCUCCCGUGGUUCUCCAUUGCCAGUAACAAGUAAGAACAGAUUACGAGCUUGGAAUUUCGACGAUCUGCUAAGUACUGUAGGAGACAAUGGAAGAUUUAAACAAGGCGUUCGAGCAGCAUAUGGAGCAAAUGGCGGAGCUGGUCCAAAAGUUCUCGGCCGAACUCAGGUCCGGUCUUCAACCGGCCUACGAGAACUUCAUGGGUUUUAUCCAUGCCAUUGAUUGGAAGGAACCCUUCCUUAUUGGGUUACUUGCAUUCCAUUUUCUGCUGUUGCUCACAACGAUUAUCUCAAGAAGGAAUUCCAACUUUCAGAUGUGUCUAUUCCUUCUGGCAUUGGGCGGUGUGUACUUUGCUGAGAGGCUGAACAAAAUUUUGGGAGAUAAUUGGAGGAACUUUGCAACGCAGAACUAUUUUGAUCCGCAUGGGAUAUUCCUAUCUACGCUUUGGUCUGGGCCACUACUCGUCAUCGCCAUCAUAAUCUUGGUGAACACCCUCUUUCACCUAUGUUACCUUAUUGUCAAGUGGAAAAAGGCCGAGCUAAGACACAGAGCGAGGCUUUCUCGUAACAAGCAAGAUUGAGAAUUUGCUGACGAGCUUUCAUAUACUCGAAGCAGGAUAGAUCUGUUUGUGUUUUCUUCUCUGGAUGCUUGAGUUUUGAACCGUAGCCAUAAUUCACAUAGCGUAUGGAGUUUUCUGCGACAGUUUUGGAAGAAAGGGCUUGCUUUUUCAUUUGCAUUAUAUGUAUCAAUUUUGUUUCAUAAUAUACAGGCGGUGAUUUCAUAUGUAGAGAUGGUUUUAUUCAGCAGUUUACAGCUUUCAAUAGCAUCAAAUGGAAAUUCCGUGUUUAAACA
Messenger RNA from Punica granatum (pomegranate), 1045 nucleotides. Lineage: Eukaryota; Viridiplantae; Streptophyta; Magnoliopsida; Myrtales; Lythraceae. The record is from RefSeq and is a predicted model, not a curated record.